Molecule: messenger RNA, 1195 nt
Organism: Salvia hispanica
Lineage: Eukaryota; Viridiplantae; Streptophyta; Magnoliopsida; Lamiales; Lamiaceae
Product: putative WRKY transcription factor 11
Biological process (GO): regulation of DNA-templated transcription
Molecular function (GO): DNA-binding transcription factor activity; sequence-specific DNA binding
Source: RefSeq, a predicted model, not a curated record
UGAAAAAAAAACCUCAGAUUUCAGCAGAUUAAAUCUCCGCCGCAGAAAUGGCCGUCGAUCUGCUCGGCUACCGCAAUGCGUCUCCCGCCGGUUUGGAAUCGCUGCAGCAACUAAUCCGCGCUGCUCCGCACCAAAACCAGCCGUCGUUUUUCACGCUUCUGAGUUCGGAAAAGGCCGGUUCAGACCUGAACCGGACCGGUCACGCCCGGUUCAGGCGCGCUCUAGCUCCGGUUCAGGAUUCCGAACCACAGACGCUGAACCUAUUCGGCGAUUCCCCCGCCGCCGCGGCUGCUCCGCCGCGGAAGCCUGACCUCUCCAAGGAGGCGAUCGGCGACGACGUUCUGAGCCUGUCGACGUCGGGGAGCUCAAUCGCGUCGAUGAUCACCGGCGAAGGCAGCGUCUCCAACGGUAAGAGCGCGCUCUCCGCCCCUAAACCGCCGCUCUCCGGGAAGAGAUGCCGCGAACACGAUAAUUCCUCCGGCAAAACCACCAAUCCUUCCCGCUGCCAUUGCAAAAAGAGGAAAAAUAGGGUGAAGACGACAAUUAGGGUUCCGGCAAUCAGCUCAAAAGCCUCCGAUAUUCCGGCCGAUGAGUAUUCAUGGAGGAAAUACGGCCAGAAGCCGAUCAAGGGCUCGCCAUACCCACGGGGGUACUACAAGUGCAGCACGGUGAAGGGCUGUCCGGCGAGGAAACACGUGGAAAGAGCGAGAGACGAUCCUACGGCGGUGAUCGUCACCUACGAGUGGGAGCACCGCCACACGCCCACCGCAAAGCAGGAGAUUUCUGCUGCGGUGGAGAAUGCAAAAGUGAAUACUCAUGCAUUCACGAAAUAAUGUCACAUAUUGCUAAUUUAGAAACUUCAGCAAUCUAAAAUGGCAAUCGAGACUUUAAAUUAUGGACGGAUUUGUUAUUUCGAGGUUGUUCGAUGGGUUGAUUUAAAGAAGGAAAUAGAGUUAGCUAUAUAUUUAUAGGGGCUUUAUUGUAAAUUUGGGUAAGAUAGGGGUGAAAUAUGCAAGAGAAGAAAGUAGAAUAUUUUCUUUGUAAUUUCUAUGUUGUUGGAGGUGUUGACUAAUACCAAUACUUUGCUGGGGGGUUUAUUGUAAAUUUGGGUAGGAGUAGGGGUAGAAUCUGAAAAAGAAGAAAGUGGAAUGUUUCAACUUUGAUUUCUUAGUGGCUUGGAUUCUUGUGUUGUUUU